AUGGAGCACUGGAAUCGAAUCAAGAUUGCCAAAUACCAGAUACUGAUCACCAACUUCUUUGUCUUGCUGCUGGGUCUCUCUACGGCCACCAUGGCAGUGGUCACUCACUUUGGAGACCGCUUUACUGUCAUUCGUCAAGUAGCCCUGGAGAGGAACCCCUAUGAAGGAAUGCACUAUUGGGCCUUCUACGUGGGGAUCAGCCUAGCAGGUCUACUGAGCCUGGGCGCUGUCCUGAGCACGAUGGCCACAGUGAGGGAGGCCCAUGGCCUCAUGGCUGCGGGUUUCCUGUGCUUUGCCCUGUCAUUCUGUGUCCUGGUGCAGGUGGCAUUCUGGAGAUUCCACAACCCCACCCAGGUGGAGGAUGCAGUAUUGGACACCUAUGACCUCGUGUAUGACCAGGCAAUGAAGAGCCCAUCCAGCAGCUGGUGGCAGGAGCUGGCCACCAUCCAGGACACGUUUCUGUGUUGUGGGAAGAAGUCUCCUUUUGGGUUUCUGGCGAGCACCAGAGCCAUCCCAUGUCAGGGCCAGGAGGCCAUGAGAGAGGACUGCCUACAGAGGAUCGGGAACUUCCUGUGGACACAUUACAGUAUCGCCUCCACCCUGACCUGCACCAGCCUGGCCCUCACGGUGUACGCUAUGAUGCUCUGCGCCUUCCUGUGGUUUGCCAUUCAUUCCUACUGUGGCUUGGAUCGCAAAGGCAGAUAUACCCUCACCCCACGAGCCCAUGGCUGCCAGCCCCAGGAACCCAGCCUCUUCAGAUGGACCAAAGAUGGAGUGCCUCAAUGCCCCUCUGAAGCAUAAACAUUUGCUAACUAUUCGACAUCCCCUCUGAAGCACGGGUGUUCGCCGAUCAUCAGGUCUAGUAGGAUGCUUGCUGCCUACUUGCCCACAGAGAUGAAGACGUUGGCGCUGAGCCCUCCAUGAUCCACCUGGUGGGGCAAGGGAAGGGGAGGAGAUUCUAUCAGUGUGUUAGUUAUUUUUACAUUGUUGUGGCCAGACAUCUACCAGAAACAGGAAGGACUUACUCUGGCUCAUGGUUCCAGAGAGAUUCUGGUCCAUCACAACAGGGAAGGCACGGAGGAGUGGCUGUGUCUACCGCAGCAGGAUCAGAGGGUGGCAAAUGCUGGAGGCUGGAUGUUGAGGUAAACUAACUUGCUCUGGGUCAUUGUGGAGCAAA
Chionomys nivalis (European snow vole) is the source of this 1177-nucleotide messenger RNA. RefSeq names its product tetraspanin 32 (gene Tspan32). The record is from RefSeq and is a predicted model, not a curated record. Bases 1 to 801 code for a protein of 266 amino acids. Gene Ontology annotation, cellular component: membrane. Lineage: Eukaryota; Metazoa; Chordata; Mammalia; Rodentia; Cricetidae. The transcript is spliced from 9 exons.